Molecule: messenger RNA, 11773 nt
Organism: Spodoptera littoralis (African cotton leafworm)
Lineage: Eukaryota; Metazoa; Arthropoda; Insecta; Lepidoptera; Noctuidae
Source: the annotation of a GenBank genome assembly
CCGAAACGAUCGAUCGAACGGGGCGAAACAUUGUAAAUAUACCUUUAUUGAUCAAUAAAGUAGAAGAAGAACCUUUUAUUAUGAAUAACUUCCUAAGAAAAUAGAAAGUUAUCGAAAAAAACAAAAAUAGAUCAAUAUUUUUCCAUUGACAGCUGAAAAUUACGUUUUAAAUUUGACAGUGACAAUCGUGACAUAAAAAUCAUGAUUGUUUUCAAGGAUUGAAAGAAGUAUGGAAUAAUAGAAUUUUUUGCCAAUCUCCUUUAAAUUUAUAUUAUCCUAUAAAUUAUUGUUACAAGAAUGUUACUUAUGUUGUGUACUAUUUGAUUAUCAUAAAAUUAUGAAUAAUACGUUUGAUUUUCCAACUGAAAGAAUAAAAUGGCAAUGGCCUUAUCAUGCUUCGUAAAUGAACUUGUGUCGAUCUGCUGCCAUGACAACAAUGUUGUGAUGUUGUUAUUUUUAAAUAUCUCCCCUGAACUACUACUUUAUUAUAUAUAACGAAUUAAAAGUAAUAAACCUUUAAUAAUGGUAUAUAAGUAUAAACGUGUCUUCUAUAACUAACAUUUAUCUUGGUACAAUGUUACCUAUACGCGAUUUCAUAUUUACUAUACUUGGUAAGAAUUUAUGUACUACCUACAUACGUACUUCUUUUAUGCAAAAAUAAUACUGUUAUGAGUGUGAAUUUCAUAAUAUUUGGUUUUGUUAUAUAAUGUAGCUAAGUAACUAGGUAGGUAUGCAGGUAUGUAUGGGUACAUCACACCAACGUAGAUAAACGGUUUUUUUUCAAUGAUUUUUAGUAUCUCUAAAUACCUACCUAUACAGGUGUUAACUAGAAUAACGAAGGUGAUUAGCAAAGGUGCAAUAAAGUAUACCUGCCUGCCUUUAGGAAUAUACUAAGCUUAAAAUGAAAAUUUGGAUAUUUUGUACAAGGGUUAAUUUGAUUUUUUUUCUAGAACACUUUUUCAACAAAACAGAUUUAAAAUUGAAUGAGAAUUCAGAAGAUGCAUUAUCUGAUUUCAUCAACACUCCUCAAAUAUUCAUAAUUCAAGGUUAUAUAAAACAAGAUAAUAUUUUUCUUCAAACCAGAAUAAAGGAUGAUAAGAACAAAUCCAUAGUAUUUUAUAAAACAUCUGCACAAGAGCUACUGAAUGAUGAUGCUCUGCAAAACAUCAAUAUACUGACCCUGUCUAGUAACACAGCAGAGACACUCUACCAGAUUUGGAGACAGGUCUACACGCCUCUGUUAGCUGCAGAAAAUGACUUGUAUUCCAAUAAAAUACAAAAGAAUCUGUCAGACCUAGAGUCUAAUUUGAGGAUUUUAGCCCAUGGAAAAGGAAAUACUAACAUAAAUGUUGUGCUAUCAAUCCAAGAUGAAUUGGAAUAUUGGAAAACUGUUGCACAGAAGAGGGAUGCCAGUAAAAAAGAAAAAGAUGCUGCAUCCAAUUUUUGUGAACUGUUUGAAGAUAUUGUUGAAGAAAUACGCACAAUUAAUUCAAGUCCCAUGGAAGAGAUUAGGGAAUCAGCAGAAAAUAUAGGUGGAAUCCUGGAUGACAUAUGGCGGAUCACAACCUCUCCAUACUCCCAAGAUAGGAUGGUACACAUCUUUGAUGUUAUUGGGCACGAAUUGUGUUCAAUAGUACAAAAGUCCGUAUGUAUCAAUGAGCUUUGGAAAGUACACAAUAGCGGCAAGGAUAGCGAGAUAUUGAACCUUUUGUCAGACAGUUUUAAAGUGGUUCAAACUUGGAACAGCGCUUGCGAGUCAUUGACUGAGACGUACUGGCCUAACUACGCACUACAUACGUGGAUCGGAAAACCUUACGUCCCGCCUUUCUGUUUGAAUUUUCAAACUAGGUUAAAAGAGAUUCAUGAUAUCAGGUCCACACAUAGUCAACUAAAUAAAUUGCUGACCAACAGUGAACGAUCGGAAUUGCAGACUCAUCAACUGUUUACACCAUUUGAAACUGUAAACAUUUGGUUGUGUAAUGGUCCAAACCCAGGAUGGGAGACAGCAGUUUCUAAGUUUUCAACCAGCUUACGUCCUGCUGAAACUAAAGUCGCUGAGAAAUUAAAACCUAGAUUACACAAUAUGUCUACUAAACAGAUGCUAUAUGAAUUCAUGAGAUACAGUGCACUUAUAGAACGUCCUCUGGUGAAGCACGCACUCAACAACGAACUGGAAAUAUUCGUGUCUUCACUCAUCUCAAUGUUAAAGAGUAUACAAACACAAUUAGAUGCUGAGGAGCUCGAUGUUAAAAUGUACCAGCCGCCGGAAAUGUCCACUGUCGUACUGCAAAUACAGUGGGCGAAGUUGACUGAAGCUAAGGUGAAAGAAAUUCAAACGUGCGCUGAGAAAUAUUUAAAAGAAUUCGAAGGCAGUUCUGAGUUGCACAAUCUCGCUACGAAGGUGUUGAAAGAUCUGAAAAAUAUGUACACACAGCUUCACGAAGAUUGGUGUCGCGAUCUCCAGGCUCAAGCAAAGAACGGUUCUCUGCAAAUAUCUACGGAUAAGCCGGUAGUGGAAUUCAGUGGCAGUAGUAAGUUGAUGGUUGUGAACUUCAACCCUGGGUUAGUUCGUAUGGAGUUAGAGGCACGAGCUUUAGCUGCCAUGCGACUGCCGCCACCGCCCGCCGCGGCAGCACUCGACUCACUCAGCACUGCGCUGGCGCAUGCACGGCCGUUACAACAGGUUGCGUCAUUUCACAAUACGUUAGGUGAACGAAUGAUCCCGUCCACUAGACCUAUGAUGUUGCAAGCCGCAUUAGACUUGUCUAAUUUAGUACAAGACCAGAAAGCGGUAUACUGGGAUGAUAUCGAACAACUAUCUAACUAUACGGACAAACUCAAGAAAAUUGUUUUAAAGUUAGAGACACAGAAUACUUAUCUGACAGGUCAACAUGUAGCGAUCAGGAAUAUCGUGCAGAAACUUAUUGAGACAGAACUGUUAGCCAAGCAAGCUGAAUGGAAGAAAGGUGUUAAGGAGAUGAGAGAUAUUAUAGAUACGGUGGAAUCAAAUGGUUACAAGAACACAGAACUGUGGAGAUCUCAUUGGGACUGGCAGCUUUAUAAGGCUCUUGAAUAUCAGUAUAUAAAAACAUUGCUUUCUUUACAUAAGCAUUUUCCACAUGUCAAAGUUGACUUGGUUUUGCGUGGAUACGCAGUGCGCGUGCAACCUUCAAUGGAGGAGUUACGCGUACAACACUACCACCAGUUGCGCCGCCUGGUGGCUAUGCCGACGCACUUCGUGGGGGUACAGACCAACAUCACUGAUAAACAGACCAUCUUCGCUGCUAUUGUGGAAAAGCACAGCUGGCUAGGUAAUAAAGCAGUAAGACAGCUCGAGUCAGCAUUGUCCUCUCUAGAGGCGACUUGUGCUUCGUGGACCCGUCGAGCGGCCCUCGCGUGUGUGCCGGACUUGGACGCGCUGUGCCAACUACAUCUCACCGAGCCACAACACUGGGAGAACAACUUCAAAGCCUGCAAGGCUUACGGCCAGGCUGUCGCUAAGAUGACUUUUGAAGACGAAAAGAUAGAGUGGAUAACAGUCGGCACAACAACUCUUCGACGUGAGUUCGAGGCUCAAGCACGAAGUCUCUGGGCUUGUCUGAUGUCAUCCCUAGUUGCUAGUUGUAGGUCAGACGCGGCUAGAGUGGACGCCUUCGUGGCUUCAGCCGCAGUUAUGUUGGAAAACCAAGCAUUGCCUAAGAAUGCCAAAGAACUUGCUGAAAUGAGCGCCACCCAACAAGCAUUGCAACAACAAAUGCCAGAGAUGGAGAGCACAGUGGAAGCACUGAAACGUAAAAGUCAUAUGCUACGCACUUGGGGAGGAGAUACAUCAGUGGAUGGGACCAUGAAGGAAUGGCGGAAGAUACAUGAACUUAUGCUCAGCCAACAGAAGAUGUUUGAACAUCAGGCUGAGAUAGUAAAGUCAAGUUUGAGCGGUGAUUGGGAUAAUUUAAAUUCAAGUGUAGAAGCUUGGACAUCGCGGUGGAGUCAGGCUAAACCACGUCUGGAUGAUACGCAUGGCGUGGACUAUGCAGAGAUGCUCGAUAGAUGUCGCUCUGUGUUCGAAGCGCACGCGAGCUUGAAUAAGUUUGUCACAGACAGAGAUGAAUUGAUAAAAGAGUGUGACAAGUUCCAAAUGAAAGUCGAGCUCAAUGACACUUGGGAUCAAGCUGAGAAGCUUAUGGCUGAAUACGUUACAUUAUGGACUCCUCUAAAAGAGUACAAUGAAGAAUUUGAAUCGAUGGCAGAUCAAGAAUGGAUUGUCUUUCAGAAAAAGAUCCAUUUGAUAGAAGAAUUUUCAGUAAAAUGGAAAAGUCGUUUGGAACCGUUCACUAUAGUAACUUUGUACAUACAACAGGAAUUAGAGAAGUACUCGGAUUUGGCUCCUCUACUAAAAUAUCUACGCGGCACAGAUUUCACGGAACGCCAUUGGCAUGAAGUGUACAGUCUACUUGAGAUGGAGUAUAAGAAACCGGACGCGUUGCAAGUCAGGGAUCUCCUGGGAGCCGCCAUGAAUAUUAAGAAACAUAUCAAAUACAUACAGAAAAUCUGCAGUGCUGCAUCAAGUGAGUCUGCAAUCAGGAAUGCUCUAAAUGAGCUUGAGAUUUGGUUCGCCGGCGCACGUUUCAACAUCACAUACUACAAUGAUAAGGCGAAGCGUCCCACGCCUAUAGUGAAAGACUUUAAGGAAAUACUUAGUAAGAUUGAAGAACAACAAUGGGUGGUGUCUUCCCUAUCGGGCGGUGCGAGCGGAUCCGACGCAUGCAGCACAUGGGAGGCGCGGCUCAGGGCUGCGCGGGCGCUACUACGUGCCACACAUCAUGCACAACGGAGGUGGCUGUACUUAGAACCCAUACUUUCCAAUGAUGAUGGUGAAUUAGGAGUCAAAUUCCGGAAGGUAGACCAAGGAUUUCGACAAGUGACGAGGAUAUUAGAGUCGGAUCCUAGGCUCUCAGCUCUACUGCAGUCUUCAAGACUUCAACCCAUGCUGGACUCCAUAUCUGAACAACUUUUAGCUUGUCAGUCAGCCUUAAAUCUCUAUAUUGAUGAAAAACGUUCAGUGUUCCCAAGACUUUACUUCCUGAGUGACGAUGAUUUACUUGAACUACUCGGACAAGCUCGUGCUGGUGCUGAAGGGAGGGAAGCUGUUAUGCAAACACAUCUCAAGAAAUUGUUCCCAGGAAUCACAGGAGUACGAUUGGGGCCUGGAGAUAUGUCUAUUACCGCUUUGUGUAGCCAUUACGGAGAAACAUUCCAAUUGGACCACCCAGUGGAUAUCGAUUGUCCAGUAGAGGUAUGGUUGAAGAACUUGGAAGCAGAAAUGCGAUCCUCUCUAAAGAGCAUGACCCUAAAGUGCAUAGUUACAAACUCUCUCCAGGAACAAGACCCCUUCUCACUACCAACACAAAUACUAUGUCUUGCACAAAACAUACGCUUCACAGAACAAGCAGAAAAAGCCAUAACUUCUAAGGAAUUACACAAAUUAAAAUCCAAUAUUGAAAAGGAGAAUUCCUACUACGCUUCAGCCGAAAUAGAGGACGAGAGUGAGCGACGCAAACGACAGGCACUCAUAUUACAAUGUGCUCAUUAUUUGUCCGUCAUCAGAAUUUUGAUAGACAAUAAUAUCGUGUCAACUAGCGACUGGCUUUGGCAAAAACAGUUGAGAUUUUAUUUGCUGAGUACAAAGGAGGUGGUAGCUAAAAUGGGACUAGCUCAGAUAUCAUAUUCAUACGAAUACCUAGGAGUGAACACUGGACAGUUUGUGCGCACCGAACUAGCUGAUGACUGUUUCUUUAUAUUGACGCAGUCUCUCCAUCUGGGCUUAGUUGGUAAUCCCUUCGGUCCAGCUGGUACUGGAAAGACGGAGUCUGUAAAGGCUCUGGGUGGUCUCGUAGGACGCUUGGUACUAAUCUUUAAUUGCGAUGAGGCAAUGGACGUAGAGUGUAUGGGUCGUUUACUCAGUGGCCUAGCUCUGUGUGGUGCGUGGGGAUGUUUCGACGAGUUCAAUCGUCUGGCGGCGCACACACUGGCCGGCGUGGCUCACCAACUGUCCUCGCUACUCGCCGCUACUACCGACCGGACCGAUGGAUCAACACCUACUGCGAUGCUCAAUGGAAAACAGGUGACAGUAUCGGAAUGGUGUGGAGUGGCGGCCACAAUGAACCCGGCGGGCCGUGGCUACGGCGGUCGUCGUCCACUGCCGUCCGCCUUGCAGCGAGUGCUGCGUCCGGUCGCCAUGCUGCAGCCGAGGCCCGACGUACUCGCUGCACAUCUACUGGCUGCGGCCUGCAUCCCUGAUGCUGACAUACUGGCUCGUGAUCUGCAUAAUGUGUUUACUCUUGCAAGCUGCCUACUAAGCGAGCAGCGUCACUACGACUGGGGGCUGCGGGCCCUGAAGGCGGGCGUGGGGAGCUGCGCCGCCAUGUUGCGGGCCGCGCCGCGCCCGGCCGCCGCCGCGCGCCGCGCCGCCGCGAGACAAGUACUCACACUCAACAACCUCUCCAAACUCACGCGAUAUGAUGCUCAAAGAUUCGAAAAUAUACUAUCGUUGGUUUUCGCUGAUGUACCAACUGAAGAGUCCAGCUCCGACCCGAUAAACUCUGCUCUUGAGAUGAGCGUAAACAACCUCAAGCUUGUACAAAAUAAACAACAGAUACAAAAGUGCGUGGAAUUGUACGAACAAAUGCAACAGAGAAUGGGCGUGGUUAUAGUUGGACCUCCAGGGUCUGGUAAAACUACAAUAAGGCAGCUAUUGAAAUCUGCCCUAGCACUCCAAGGUAAGAACGUGGUGGAGUACAUAAUCUGUCCGAAGGCGAUGAGUCGCGAUUGGUUGCUGGGACAUAUCGAACACGACACAAGGCAGUGGACUGACGGCGUCAUAUCUUACACGGCGCUUGAAAUAUCCAACCAACCGUCUGAUGUGUGGUCUUGGGUAGUAUGUGACGGUGAUAUCGACCCAGAAUGGAUUGAAGCCCUCAACUCAGUGUUGGACGACAAUAGACUGUUAACAUUGCCUUCAGGCUGGAGGAUACAAUUUGGUUCCAAUGUGAACUUCCUCUUUGAAACUCAUAGUCUGGAACACGCUUCACCUGCUACUAUAUCGAGGAUGGGUAUUAUAUUAUUGAGUGAUGACGUAAGCUGUGAUCUAGAUGUGCUGGAAGCGUGGAUGCGUAAAGCUGAUUUUGAUAAUGAAGGCGUGAAGGUGGCUCUGCCGUUAUUGCAGCAAGUUAUUAAGAGAUGCAUCCAGUGGCUUACUGAUCAUAAGGGGGAUUUGGCUCUUAAACUUCAUAACAUUACUGUGGUGAAACAAAUACUAACACAGUUCGAGUACUUAGCCCAAGACACAGGAUUUAACGCUGCUCGUAUGGGUCCCGAAGAAAUGGUCUACCUUGCCAUACAGCGAAGUGUAGUUGACGUUAUCAAAGAAAGUGCUAUCGACAGCUUCCAUGAUGAGCUAUCAACACUAAUGGGUCCUCCAGUAGUGCCGCCACUAGGUACGAACGAGUGGGUGACGGACACGCUGUACAUGUCGCGCCGCCUCCUGGCGUGCGAGCCCACUUUACGAGCGGGUGUGACGUCACACCACGCACAUCUACUCAUUGUAGGACCCGAUGCUUGUGCAAAGAACCUUUUAGCGGAAUACAUAGUGAAGGAAUGUAAUUCGGCAGUCCUUACUAUUGACUGCACUCCGAUUUUAGAACCAGCUGACAUCAUUGCUGAACUGAAAAGAAGCAACAUGGUCCGCGCGGGCGGGCGCGGCGCGGGCGCGGGCGCGCGCAGUACGCUGGUGGUGCGCGCCCUGCACCGCGCGCGCACUGACGCAUGGAAGUCCAGUCCCGUGCACUCCUUCCUACUACAGUUAAUACAACACAAUGGAUUCUGGACACGAGGCAGUGACGAGGAAGGAGGUAGUGGCACGCAGUGGUGUCAGGUGUCACGUCUGAGAGUACUCGCUACGGCCACUUCGUUGACUGCUAUUUCACCUAGACUGGCCGCUGCCUUGGAGCUUAGGGCUUUGAGUGAACCAGAUGAUGAGGAAUUAUCAGAAAUAGUCACUCACUAUUUAAGAAACAGCGUAGAUAAAGGGAUAUCUACGAAGGAUAUAACAAAACUAUCCGAUAAUCUUCUGGCUAUGUAUAAAGAGGUCACGGAGACAUUCGACGACCACAGUCAUUACAAGUGGAAUGCAUCACACUUAAGGAAACUGUGCGAGAAUGUCAAGUGGUACUCACCAACGAACACUGCACAAUUAAUUAUGGCCAUCAGCGCAGAAGCCAACUUCAUAUUUCGAGAGAGGUUAAUAUCAGAUGAAGAAAAAUCCGCGUUCAGUUCUAUAUCAUGUAAACAUUUAAAAGUAAACAACGAGGCGAUGUACUUCGCUUGCAAACUGCGUGGUGACGGAAUCUACUUGGAGCACACUGAUUAUAAUGAUUGGCAUCAUAGAACCGAGCUAUUGAUUAACCAGUGCUUGUCAGAAAACGAACAAAAUGUAUUUGGUGAGACUGGUGCCGAAGUGUGUUCCGAACUGGCGCUACUGUGCCCGGCCAUGGCGCGAUCAAGUAACGGCGGACUACUAGUGUGCGUGGGGUGCGCAGGAGUGGGUCGCCUGGCCGCCGCCUACAUCACGGCCGCCGCACUACCUGCCUCAUUAGUCGUUAUCAACCAUGACGCACAGUUUAACACGCAGUUUAAAAACGCAUUAACGUCGGCAGCAGAAGGCAAGCGUACGAUUGCAUUAAUUCGCGAGGGCGCGGCCAGUAAGCACGUACUGGCCGCGGUAGAGGCAUUGCGGCGCGCGCGCACUCCACAUGCAUUACCUGCUUUAUUGCUGCCCAAUGCUGAGCUGAAUGCUAUUCGAAACAUAAAAGAAAACCUCGGCAUCGUGAUAUGUUUAGACAAGAACCAAGAAAACCUAUCAGAUCUAAUGGAAAAUUACCCAUUACUAUACAACGAUGGUACCAUAGUAUGGUUGGAGCAUUGGACUGAUGAUACAUUACGUCAGUGGCCACGCCUACUGGUGCAAAGAUUGCUAAAAGAAAAUGCAGUGAACACAUCGAAGGAACAACUAGACUCAUUACCAGUAGACGGGUUUGUGAACAUCCACAAGAGUAUCGAUGUGGAAUGGAAGAAGGCACCCUGUCGAUAUGUGAACUUUAUUAGGACUUACUACAACAUUAUUAACAGGAAGAAAACUGCACUUCUUCAGAGGCAGACUAUGCUUUCGGCGGGCGUAGAAGCAUUACGUCGUGGACGUAGCGAGGUAUCUGCUCUGCAAGCAGAAGCAGCGACACAAGAGACGGAACUCCGCAGUAAGCAAGCGGCCGCAGAGAGUGCGCUGCAACAGAUAUCCGCCACUGUACGCGCGCACACGCACCACAAGGACGACAUGCAGGCGCUGCAGCGGAACGUACAGAUGGAGAAUGAGAAACUGCAGGCACAAAAAAAAGAAAUAGAAGCGGAGCUAGCCGCGGUUGAGCCCAUUAUAGCGGCAGCUCGAUCUGCAGUCGGCGAUAUUAGACCAGAGUCUUUGAGCGAGGUACGUUCAUUACGUGCUCCACCAGAGGUCGUGCGAGACGUAUUGGAAGGCGUCUUACGUCUCAUGGGUAUCGCUGACACUUCGUGGCAUUCCAUGAAGAAUUUCCUGUCCAAACGUGGAGUCAAAGAAGAUAUCAGAUGUUUAGAUGCAAGUCAAAUCAGUCCCGCAGCGUUAGCGAGCGUGCAAAAGUUGCUAGAGUCCCGCGGUGGAUCGUUCGAGCCGGCCACAGCGAAGCGUGCGUCGGCAGCAUGUGCCCCGCUCGCGGCGUGGGUGCGCGCCAACAUACACUACGCCGCCGCCUUACAGCGCGUGCUGCCGCUGCAGGCACAUCAGGCCAAGCUCGCCAAGAACCUAACCGACGCAGAGCAGCAAAUGGCAGCCCUGUCUACAGACCUAAACACAGUAGAGGAACGAGUGGCAGCGCUACAAGAACAAUUAGGGCAGAACACACGCGAGGCCGCGGCGCUAGAACUGAAACUAGCACAGGCCAACGCUACCAUCACCACCGCUACCGAACUCAUCGACCAGCUGGCACAUGAAUACACAGCUUGGGAAAAUGAUCUGGAGAACAUAUCAAAAGAAAUAUCACAACUCAGUCAGAGAUCCCUACUAUCGGCCGCCUACAUAGUGUACUUACCAGAUGUCACUGAACCACAAGCCAGGGAUUACGUUUCAAAAUGGAGUGCGCUCAUCGGUUUCGAAGAUGCAUUGUUUUCUGUAAUAAACUUCCUAUCGUCUACCGAGAAGCAGUUGAAGUGGGAAGCCGAUGGGUUACCAUCUGAUACUACUGCUGUUAAAAACGGAGUUUUGAUAGAUCAGAGUAUGACGGGAAGCUCCCAAGCCCCGGCCCCGGCCGCUCGUCUGCUCCUACAGAGUCGCGCGGUGGCGACACUGCCCCCGCAUGUAGCCGCCACGCUCAGCCCACUAUACUUCACUCCUACACUACAUGCGCUUACUGAUCAACUCGUCAACUACGCUUUGCAACAGCAAAAUCCAGAACUUCAUGAAAAAUCUAGAGAGAUCAAACUGAAAAAGGCUACUCUACAGAAACAGCAGCAUGAGUUACAGGAAAACCUGCUCCGCGAACUAUCAAACAAAAGCAACAUUUUACAAGACGCGGGUGUACUAGCCUCACUAAGUAAGACUAGGGCUACCAACGACACUAUAGUAGAAGCUUUAGCGGCUGCUAAGGAAGUGGAGCAAGCGAGCCAAAGUGCCUGUAAGAUGUAUGAGGCGGCCGCGCAGAGGGCAGCCCUACUGGCGCUGGCGACCAAUGGACUGGCGACUCGAUGGCCACUUAUUGCUCUACCUGUAGAUGCGAUACUUGACGUCUUCGUUGAUGCUGUGAGGAGACAAUCUGUGGGAAUAGAACAAGGUAGAUCAGCUUGGGAAGCAGCCCUGGAGAGUUGUCGCAGUGGUAACUGGCUAGCCAUAGUUGUUGGAGCAUCGCCGUUCACAAACGACUUGCAGGCCUUCAUCACUGCAUACCUCGAAACACCGGCCGACCAAUUCCAUGAAGACUUCAGAUUGUGGAUUUUGUCAGAGGACCGUGAAAUCCCACCGCUCAUAUCUAAUGCCUGCGUUAAUGUUAUACUCGAGGCACCGGAGGGUGUAAAGAACAACAUAAUGGGCACACUGUACGCGUGGGGCGCGUACACGGCGGACGCGAACACCGUACGACUACACGCCGCACUCGCGUUCUUCCACGCACUGGUGCAGGAGAGACGUGCUUAUAUACCACAGGAGUUAAACUCGACUGUCAGUGUGACCAACAACAUCGAUAACAUAACGCCAUUGAAAUCCCUUCUGUCACUGUGGAAGAAACUAAUGUCGGGAAGUCCAUUUAUAAAAGGAGAUUAUCAAAUUAAAGAGGAAUCGGACAACGAGUUAGUUUGGGAACGCAGCGUAGAAGUGCCGGUGUACAACAACGAGGCGCGCGAGGCGAUAGUGUUCAGUACGCGCGCGCCGCUCACGCAGCACUACGACCCUGACCUCGCCACGCUACAUGCUAUCGCACUGUUCAUUGCCACCAAUGAUUAGAAUAUUUUGCAGAAUCACUUAAUAUUAGACAAAACGAACAUGUCAUGAAAAAAGAAAAUAUGGGCUUGUAUAAGGCUUAGUAAGGCACUUUGCACCUUAAACCUUCCUAGGAGAAGUUACAGAAAUAAAUAAUUUUACUAGUCUGUUGGCACAGUGUUUUCUCCACUUCCUUUAUUUAUUUAUUCGUAAAAGUAAUCU